Folsomia candida is the source of this 1559-nucleotide messenger RNA. RefSeq names its product salivary glue protein Sgs-3. Lineage: Eukaryota; Metazoa; Arthropoda; Collembola; Entomobryomorpha; Isotomidae. The transcript is spliced from 4 exons. The record is from RefSeq and is a predicted model, not a curated record. Bases 175 to 525 code for a protein of 116 amino acids.
CCAACCCAAAUUGGAUUAAUAUAGUCAUCUUAUUAACGCAUGAGGGACAAUACGCACGUCAUCUUUUAAUAUAAAAUCGUCUCAAAUUUUAUAACCUGACAUCAUUCCACUCAUACCAUACCUUAAAAAAACUAAUUCACAACAAACAUAAAACUUAAGACCUAAAAAGUUAAGAUGAAAACUUUCCCAAUCCUCGCCCUUUUCGCCAUCCUCCUAAUCUCGGAAACUUUAGGAAACCACAGUUCUGAAGAAGAGGAAGGAUUCUUGUUGAAUAAUCGACGAUGUCACUCUGUCGGCACCAGGGUGACCAUAACUCGACCGGAUGGAUCUUCAGAAUCAUGUAUUUGUCAGGCCCCACCCACCACGACGACCUCGUCUACUACCACAACGACACCUCCACCCUCCACGACACAUCAUGGAGGCCGACGACCCCGACCGACCCGACCACCCCCACCACCACAUUCUAAAUGGGCCUGUACCUCAACCCCCGUCCCCACAACUACUAACCCACCACCUUCAACUUAAUCUGUGGUACAUUUCAUACAAUGUAUGCAUGGAUGGUUCUAAACUUUAAUGAAUAAUACAUACAUCUAAUUUAUAAAAUGUGUAAAUUAAACUAAAUUAAGUAAACUAAAUUGUCAUAAAUAAAUAGACAUACAAAAUGAAUAUUUAACUGCGUAAUUUUUUUUCUGGAAUUAAUACAAAUAUUCUGUUCAUAUCUACCUUCCUGAAUAAAUAAAUAAAUAACUUUUCUACAUAUCUCGUAUAGUUUAGGGAAUUAAUUAAUAUAAAAGUUCAGAUCACAAUUUACUAUUCUCUUAAUCCUUCUCAGAUUCUAAUUUAACUUUUUUCCCGUUACAAAUUUCUCCCCAAUUAUUUUCCCUUUUUAUCCCUACACUAUUUUCCACCUUGACCUAACCCUGCCUCAGUCUUAUUAACCUCUCCAGAUUUUAAUUCAUCAUCUUCCAGAAUCACUUCGGUUUUUAUUCGGACCACAUUUUCCUCAAAAUUUGUUUCCUUAUCUUCUUCUCCGGACGAACUAUGCUUUGUCGUUAAAUGAUCAAAAAGUUUAUAAAAUUCGACCUUCUCUCCACAAAGGAUGCACAAUCCGUUCCAAGAAGUGUGAAUUUUUUUGGCAUGUAUCCCCCAAGCUGACGCCGAACUAAACGAUCUCCGACACGUGUACACCGGACAGACAAAGUUAUUCUGAUUGGAGCAAUUUCUGCUCUUCCGCAAAUUGAUACCCACAUCUUGCACAUUUCGUCUCCUUGGGCCUCCAUCGCCAACGGAAUUCUUUCGGGGUGUGGCUAUUUAAAUGAAGGACGUAACAUUUUUGCGAGGAGAAGAGUGCCGAACAGACUUUGCAGCUUCGGAAGUAAUUUGGGGGGAGAGGUUUGGGAGUGAAGAGGGGUAAUAUUUUCCAAGGGGUGAGGUUCACAGGGUCUGAAAUUAUAUAAUUAAGGUAGAUAAAUAUGGUAGGUAGGUAUUUAUUGAAAUCUCGAUCGAUGUGGCUUUAGCCUUUACAAUCAUAUAUGACAUCAUAAAAUCCAUUCAAUUCA